AAAGUGUAAAACACCGGCCAAAGGGAUUCCAAUUCUCUCUUUGCCGUUGGAUAAAAGGAACUCAUGGGCGACGGCUGGCACGAGAUGAUUCCCAUAUAAGGAGUGAGGGAGGAGGAAACAAGGAGAAACAGAUCGAGGUGUUGGAUUAGGUUUGAUUUUGCAUUUCCAUUCCAUCUCGGAGAGAGAGAGAGAGAAAUUAUUUAGAAAAUUAAUGGCAUCACCGGCAUUGGCCCAGCAACCCAGAAACAGGAAGGAAUGCAACAACCGCAGGGACUUCAUUAAGUACUUGCGAGAGGAGACCGAGAAAGCGAAAAUUAUUGUGUUCCACGGUGGAAGUAAAGCUGCUGAACAAGGUGGUACACUACGUAUUCUGGACACUUUAAUGGGUCAAAACCCUACUGCGAACUUCCUCUACUUGGAUGUGGCUGCCGUGAAGUCGGUAGCCAACCAGUUAGGGAUUACGGACGACAAUGUGCCGACAGUGAUACUAUACAGAUAUGGAGGGGAUGCGCCGGUUUGGAUUUCGCCAAACGAUUCGGCUCAACUGGACUCAAGAGUUCGUAACUUCUUGGGGAACAGUAGGUGAUCCAUCCAUCCGUGGUGUCUACUUGUUUUGCUGCUUUUGAAGAUGGGGAUGACCAUGAACAACGUGACGUUCUUAAUUGUUGUUUUAUCUAUAUAUAUAUAUAUAUAUGUAUGUAUGUUAUUGUGACGGUUGGUUUGCCGGCGCCUACGAAUAAGACAGACUAGUGGAUACUCAGUGUGGCUUUGUUUUGCCAUGUGAAACGGAGGGAGCAGUAUUGACUGUAUUGUGUUGCGGAGCUUAUAUUUUAUAUACACACAUAUGCAUGUAAGAUGAACAUGUAGUAUUUUCAUAUAUAUAUAGUGAUUGUCUGGCUUUUCAUUUUUCUCUA
This is a messenger RNA of Diospyros lotus (date-plum), 914 nucleotides long. RefSeq lists its product as uncharacterized. The transcript has 3 exons. The coding region runs from base 212 to 586 and encodes 124 amino acids. Lineage: Eukaryota; Viridiplantae; Streptophyta; Magnoliopsida; Ericales; Ebenaceae. The record is from RefSeq and is a predicted model, not a curated record.